This is a messenger RNA of Setaria italica (foxtail millet), 3071 nucleotides long. Its product is annotated as pentatricopeptide repeat-containing protein At3g16610. Gene Ontology annotation, molecular function: RNA binding; zinc ion binding; protein binding. The coding region runs from base 264 to 2714 and encodes 816 amino acids. Gene Ontology annotation, biological process: RNA modification. Lineage: Eukaryota; Viridiplantae; Streptophyta; Magnoliopsida; Poales; Poaceae. The transcript has a single exon. The record is from RefSeq and is a predicted model, not a curated record.
UCCCCCUCCAGCUGAACCCGCCGCCCCUCUAGGCCUCCACAGCCGCCGGCCACCACGCCGCCUCCGCCAGUACGCUGUCGCCGAGCUCACCGGCUCCGGUGCCUAUCCUCUGCUUCAGGUGAUUCGAAGGCGGUGCCCACGGCGUACCUCCAGUUGGGGCGGAGAGCAGCUUGGCGGCAGCGGAGGGACAGCCGUGGCCGGCGGCGUACCUAGGCGGGGAGGACGGAUCGACGUUCUACUCCCAAAUGUAGCCGUCUUGCGCAAUGCUUUGUCCGCGGCGAGGAAUUCGCGCGUACGCCGCCACUGCCCUUCUUACCGGUCGCAAUCUCAUUGCCAUCAUCCUUCCACCACGCCGGCGGCUGCCUUGCGCUCGCGCCAUGCUCCUGCCGCGAGUUCAUCUCCGUCUCGCCUCCACCGCCGCCGUCCGCCUCCAUCCACCUCCGUCCGGCGCCUUCUCUCACGAUGUCAAGGACAAGAAAGAAUGGCAGCUGGAGCUGGAGCAGCACAUCGCCCGCGGGCAGCUUGCCUUUGCCCGCCAGGUGUUAGAUAGAAUCCCCGCGCCGGAUGCGCGAGCCUACAACGCGCUCAUCCGCGCCUACUCCUGGCGCGGCCCCUUCCACGCCGCCAUCGACCUCUACCGCUCUAUGCUCCGCCGCGUGGCCCCCAACAAGUACACCUUCCCAUUCGUCCUCAAGGCCUGCUCGGCGCUCGCCGACCUCCGCUCUGGCCGCGCCGUCCACGCCCAUGCCGCUGCUGCCGGCCUUCACACCGAUCUGUUUGUAUCCACCGCCCUCAUCGACCUGUACAUCAGGUGCGCUCGCUUUGGCCCCGCAGCCAACGUCUUUGCCAAAAUGCCCACGAGGGACGUCGUGGCAUGGAACGCCAUGCUCGCGGGCUAUGCACAACACGGCAUGUAUCAACACGCCAUUGCCCACCUCCUCGACAUGCAGGCUUAUGACCGCCUCAGGCCCAAUGCCUCCACCCUCGUCUCCCUUCUUCCACUUCUUGCACAGCAUGAGGCGCUCUCCCGAGGAACAAGUGUCCAUGCCUACUGCCUUCGUGCCUGUCUCGACCAAAAGGAGGAACAAGUGCUUGUCGGCACUGCGCUGUUGGAUAUGUAUGCAAAAUGCAAACGCUUGGUUUAUGCUUGCAGGGUGUUUCAUGGUAUGCCAGUCAGGAAUGAGGUCACUUGGAGUGCGCUUAUUGGAGGCUUUGUGAUGUGCGACAGAAUGGUGCAAGCUUUCAGUCUGUUCAAGGACAUGCUGUCUCAAGGACUGUGCUUUCUCUCUCCGACCUCUGUUGCAAGUGCCCUUAGGGUCUGCGCCAGCCUUGCAGACGUUUGUAUGGGUACACAGCUGCAUGCUUUGCUUGUUAAAUCUGGUAUCCACGCUGAUCUCACUGCAGGGAAUUCACUUCUUUCAAUGUAUGCCAAGGCUGGCUUGAUCGAUGAAACAAUGUCACUCUUUGAUGAAAUGUCCAUCAAGGACACAGUCUCUUAUAGUGCACUUUUGUCAGGGUAUGUGCAGAAUGGUAAGGCAGAGGAAGCAUUUCUUGUCUUCAAGAAGAUGCAAGCCUGCAAUGUGGAACCAGAUGUCGCGACAAUGGUAUCUCUGAUCCCAGCCUGUUCACACCUGGCCGCUUUGCAGCAUGGGAGGUGCAGUCAUUGCUCUGUCAUAAUCCGUGGGCUUGCAUCAGAGACAUCUAUAUGUAAUGCUUUGAUAGAUAUGUAUGCAAAAUGUGGAAGAAUUGAUCUCUCCAGGCAGGUUUUUGAUAAGAUGGCAGCUCGGGAUAUAGUAUCGUGGAAUACAAUGAUUGCUGGAUAUGGAAUUCAUGGACUCGGGAAGGAAGCCACUACAUUGUUCUUAGGCAUGAAGAAUCAAGGUUUUGCACCAGAUGAUGUCACAUUCAUCUGUCUAAUAUCUGCGUGCAGUCAUUCUGGACUUGUGACUGAAGGGAAGCACUGGUUUAAUAUGAUGACACAAAAGUAUGGUAUACUUCCAAGGAUGGAACACUAUAUCUGUAUGGUUGAUCUUUUGGCAAGAGGUGGUUUCCUUGAUGAAGCCUAUCAGUUUAUCCAGAGUAUGCCUCUGAAAGCCGAUGUCCGUGUAUGGGGAGCCUUGCUUGGAGCUUGCCGGAUUCACAAGAACAUUGAUUUAGGAAAGCAAGUCUCAAGGAUGAUCCAGAAACUAGGACCUGAGGGGACUGGCAACUUUGUUCUGCUGUCUAACAUAUUCAGUGCUGCCGGGAGAUUCAAUGAGGCAGCAGAAGUUCGAGUAAUACAGAAGGUCAAGGGAUUUAAGAAGAGUCCUGGUUGUAGUUGGAUUGAGAUAAACGGCUCCUUGCAUGCAUUUGUUGGUGGAGACCAAUCUCAUCCACGUUCACCUGACAUAUAUCAAGAACUUGAUAAUAUCCUGAUAGACAUUAAGAAACUGGGUUACCAAGCUGACACCAGUUUUGUUUUGCAAGAUCUGGAGGAAGAGGAAAAGGAAAAGGCACUCCUUUGUCAUAGCGAAAAGCUAGCAAUAGCUUUUGGUAUCCUCAGUCUUGGUGAGGAUAAGACCAUUUUUGUUACAAAGAAUCUCCGUGUUUGUGGAGACUGCCAUACUGCCAUAAAAUACAUGACCUUAGUUAGGAACAGGUCUAUCAUUGUCAGAGAUGCUAACAGAUUUCAUCAUUUCAAGAAUGGGCAAUGCAGCUGUGGAGAUUUCUGGUGACAGCGCCACCACCAAACAGAAGACCAUUUCAUAAAUUAUUGGUCUCUCAGGACAUCAUGUGACAGAACUCAUAUCCUAACAUCCAUAUUAGCUCAGAUGUUCCUCAUGAAAAGCCAUGUACAUCUCUUGCCUCACAAUGUGAAGCUGAGGAAGCAGACAAGAUCCAAUACAAGGAAUUUGAAAGGAGGAGAUCAAAGCAAAGCAAAUGCCAAAGUAAGUCAGGGUUUAAGGAAAACUUUUUGGCACAUGGCGAACAGGACAUGAACCACACAGCUCAUGGUUUGUAGAUUAUAAUUUAUAACAUAAUGUACAUAAACCAAGAUUGGUAAUCAGAUUUAUGAAGGCAUUCUUUAUUCU